This is a messenger RNA of Pezoporus flaviventris, 2001 nucleotides long. It is a transcript of the gene PDZD4, whose product is annotated as PDZ domain containing 4. Gene Ontology annotation, molecular function: protein binding. NCBI's taxonomy places the organism in Eukaryota, Metazoa, Chordata, Aves, Psittaciformes, Psittacidae. The record is from RefSeq and is a predicted model, not a curated record.
AUGGGCUGCAACAUGUGCGUGGUGCAGAAACCGGAGGAGCAGCACCGGGUGAUGCUGCAGGUGAGCGGGAGGGAGGGGCCGCGGCGGGAGCCGGCCCGGGGGGGCCCGCGGGGGUCGAAGGAGCCGCUGGUGCUGCACGUGCUGCGCCGCAGCCCGGGGCCGCCCCCCUCCCGCCGCAGGGGCGGCCCCCUGGGGGGGACCGGGACCUCCCCCCCACCGCCCCCAGGCCCCACCGUGGGGCUGGUGGACAGCGGGACCCAGACGGACAUCAGCUUCGGGGGGGCCGAGCCCCCCCCACUGCCCCAUGACUAUUUCGACCCCACGGACCUGGGGGACCCCGAGCGCCCUGAGGAGCUGGAGUACGAGGAGGUGGAGCUGUACAAGAGCAGCCACCGGGACAAGCUGGGCCUCACCGUCUGCUACCGCACGGAUGGCGAGGAGGACGCUGGCAUCUACGUGGGGGAGGUGAACCCCAACAGCAUCGCGGCCAAGGAUGGGCGCAUCCGCGAGGGCGACCGCAUCAUCCAGGAUAACGGGGUGGAGGUGCAGGACCGGGAGGAGGCCGUGGCCUUCCUAACCCAGGAGCAGCAAACGAAUAUCUCCCUCCUGCUCGCCCGGCCUGAGAGCCAGCGCUGGAAGGACAGUGACCGCGAGGAUUUCCUCGAUGACUUCGGCUCUGAUGAGGACGGGGACGUGAGGCAGCGCCGGCCCUGGAGCCCCCCCGGACAGCCCCCCAGCCCCGCCACCCCCUGCGCGCGGGGGGCGGAGCCGGACAGCGGCGUGGGGCGCACGGACGAGAGCACCCGCAACGAGGAGAGCUCCGAGCACGACCCGAGGGGGGAGGAGGGCGACGGGACCCCCCCCGCGCCCGGCGCCGCGGCGCCCCCCCCCCGGCCCGGCGGAGCUGGAACCGGAGCCGCAGCCGGGGGCAGCCCUCGGGGUCGCGCCGGGCCCGCGGGAAGACCCGGCCCUGGCUCCGGAUCGGGGCUGAGCCCCGGGGCAAGGCCCGGCUCCGGGUCCGGCGCGGGCCGCGGGGCGGGUGGAAGAGCCGGAGCUGGAUCCGGGCCCGGGGUAAUGCCCGGCGCCAGAGCGGGGUCCGCGCCAAGACCCGGCGCGGGCUGCGCGGCGCCGCCCGGAGCGGGGCUCUCCCCGGGGGCCGCGGCGGCGCCGCUGGUCCCGGUCGAGCUGCGGCGCUACCGGCAGCUGCGGGGCCGGCGGGGCGCGGCGGGGCCGGGCGGCGGCGCGGAGCUGGCCCUGCUCGGGGAGGAGCUGCGGCUCCUGGAGCUGCGGUGCCGGCAGCUGCUGCGGGCGCAGGCGGCGGAGCGGCUGCGGGAGCGCGGCCUCGCCGACAUCUCGGAGGCGCCGGAGCGGGACAGCACCAGCGCCUACAACACGGGCGAGAGCUGCCGCAGCUCCCCCCCGCCGCGGGGCUGGGCCGUGCCGGGCGCCGGGGCCGGGGCUGCCCGCGGCGGGGGCCCGCGGGGGAAGCGGCCGGGCCGGGAUCGGCUGCUCAAGGCCCGCGCCAUCAAGAUGGAGGAGCGCGGCGGCUCCACCACGGACGACGACGCCCGCAGCGAGCUCAAGACCGGGCGCUACUGGAGCCGCGAGCAGCGCAAGCAGCACCUGGCCCGGGCGCGGGAGCAGCGGCGGCGGCGGGAGCUGCUCCUGCAGGGCCGGGCCGAGCCGCCGGGACCGGGAGCCGGGGCCGGGGCUCCGGAGCCGCCCCCCCUGGCCGGGGCCGCCCGGCGCGGGCCCCGCAAGCGGAGCCGCCGCAUCCUCGAUAACUGGGUCACGAUCCAGGAGAUGCUGGCGCGGGGCGAGGGCGGGCGCGGUGGGGGAGCCCCCUGCUCUCGGUCACCACCGUGUAACGGGGACCCCGCCCCCAUUGUGCUGUGGGGGGAACCCUCCAGCUCUUGGUGCUACAGCGGGAAACCGCCUCCCCCCAGCCCCCUCCCCUCAUUUGAUGGGGGCCUCCCCUAAGCACAAUGGGGGCUGAGCGCC